AUGGUCAUCUUCCUUAGCAUUGAACCAAAGAACAACAAGCAUAGGGGAUUCAAAACGGUUCACGAACUCAACAAUAUGCAUGUCGGUUCAGCAAACAACCAAGAUCGUCUCCGUGGAGCGAGUCGUUGGCGCAAACGCCCCAGGAGAAACUUGCCUUACGUCAUCUAUCAUGACGGUAACCUUCCUUACUGGGAAGGACAGAGUUACGGUGUGAUCCCUCCAGGUGAGAAUCCGAAGAAACCAGGAGCCCCACAUAAUGUGCGCCUUUACUCCAUUGCAUCAAGUGGUAUGGAGAUUUCUUUGACGGUAAGACAGCGAGUUUGUGUGUGCGAAGAUCCUUCAAAGAACAGCGUCUGCAGCAACUUCCUAUGUGAUUCAAAGCCCGGAGACAAGAUUCAAAUCUCUGGUCCAUCGGGGAAGGUAAUGCUAUUACCAGAGGAUGAUCCAAACGCGACGCACAUAAUGAUAGCCACGGGAACAGGAGUGGCUCCUUACAGAGGCUACUUACGUCGAAUGUUCAUGGAAAACGUACCAAACUACAAAUUUGGCGGCUUAGCUUGGCUCUUCUUGGGUGUGGCCAACACGGAUAGUCUUCUCUUCUCUAGGACGAUGAGUUUAGCAAGUACUUAA
This is a messenger RNA of Microthlaspi erraticum, 630 nucleotides long. The record is from the annotation of a GenBank genome assembly. NCBI's taxonomy places the organism in Eukaryota, Viridiplantae, Streptophyta, Magnoliopsida, Brassicales, Brassicaceae.